GGAAAUUUCAGCUCUGCUUUGUUGUGAAUUUAAGCAGUUUUCAUUCUUAUCGUGCUGCAGUUUCAUUUGCUGGUGUCAGGAUGAUUCUUCCCAACAUAGGAGCGCUAACUGUGGUGUGCUGGAUAAUGUGUGUGAGAAACGCAGAGUCUCAGGCAUAUGCUCCAGCCCCUACAUUCGGAUAUAGAUUCAGAAUAAAUGAAAGUAAUAUUGAGCUAAACACUAUAGUAGAGGUUGCUUGUAGCACCACCUGGAAUGCUCCGUAUCCCAUAACUUUGUCUGUGGGCAGGUUGGAAAGCCCCUCGCAGACCCCAGAAACCUCAGAAGCCUGGGUGACAUCUGACGUCAUCAAUCAUUCAGAUGUCAAAUAUUUCACAAUCCCUGCAACGGCCAAGUUUGAAGGAAAAAUUGUAUGCUGGUACAAAUCCACUAAAACUCACUUAAAGAAUCCAUAUUCUGAAUUAAGCAGCCCUAUAACCUUAGUCGUAUCUGCCCUCCCUCAUCCCAAAGUGACUGUGCAACCCAAACUUUUUCGUAAGGGUGAAAAUUACAAUGUAUAUUGUGACUCAGGCGAUAUCCUAGCCACAAACUUCACACUGAGUCUGUAUUACCGCCUCCUCCCCGUCACCCCUGGCACCAACUGGACCCUCGCUGGUUCAGUGUUUCUCACAAAUGUCACCAGUAUCGUUUUAAGACAGACAAAUGUUGUUGUCCCAAUAGAGUUUGCUUGCAGUAUGGAGAUGUUGUACAAUGGGAAACUCUUACAUUCAUCUCUGUCCAACAGUGAACAAGCCAUCCCAGAAGAGCUUCCGGUUCGGCUCUGGGAGCAGGAACGUGGCGAGAGCUGUCUAGGAUAUCUGGAUAUCACUCUCAAAGGCAAGUGGGAACCUGUUUGUCAGAAGGAAAUCGAUACCACAGCCGAUUCAUCUGCCGCUGCUGCCACGGCUGAAGUGGUGUGCAGGGAACUGGGAUGUGGGCAUGUGCUGAAGUGGGAAAGGCUUUUGGACAACAGACGGCAGUUCACACAGACAGUUGGGGGCAUCAGAUGCACUGGGGAAGAAAAAAAGAUCAAAGAUUGUUCAGUGGAGGAAAUUGACGUUUGCAGGCAGAGAGGCACUCUCUAUAUUGUUUGCUCAGAUACAUUGCCCCGUCCUAAACUGUCUGUGGAUAGGUAUGGUCCUGACCCCAAACUUUAUGUCACGGACAAAGAAAAUAUGAAAAUCUCCUGCUCCAUCCACUCAGCUUAUUUAAAAUCAGACGACUAUGGGUACUUUGAGUUUCGAAAGGAUGGUGCAUAUUUGACUCAGCGUCAAAACAUGCCAGGCUACCCCGCAUCUUUCACAGAGGAUGCCCCAGUGCCUCAAGGAGAGUAUGAAUGUGUAUUCCAUCUUACGUCUUCUAAAAUUAAACCAGUGUCUCAGCCCAGCAAUUCAGUCUUCAUUUACAUAUACAUUCCUCCAGAUCCAGUGCCAAUUGUUACAGGUGUUCUCACAACUGCUGUUGGGUUAGCAGUUCUGGUGUAUAUUUGUGUAUACAGGACUGCGGCAAAAGAGGAACAGCCUAAUGAAUUUCCACAGACCAGUAGUGAAAAUCCAUAUGCCGGCCACUCAUCUCAGCAACUGGAAGCCUAAGAAAUGUCUUUUAUGGCUUAAAAUUGUAUUUAAUUUCUUCCCCACAAACUUUAAUGUUCGAUAAAUAUUGAAGAAGGCUAAACGAUCAGUUAAUUUUGCAAUGUGGUUGUACCAAAAUUUUUAGGAGAAGAGAAUAUUUAGGUAUCAAAGUUAAUGUAAAAAAAAACUAAACUACUGUAGUGUUGUAGAGAAUCAAGAAUAAGGGAGUUCUGCAUAAAGUGGAUCAACUUUAUUGUAAUUAUUAUAUUGAAUGUAUCUGUUUUAAUCGUAUUAAAUCUUUUUUUCUGUCUUAAGUUUAUUUGUGGUUUCAAUGUCAAAUUUUUAUCCAGAUGUAGUUAUUUAAUAAUAAAAUUGCCUAUAGUUGGUGAAAACAUUUAAACAUUUGAAGCAACAAACACAAAUCAAAAAGACAAAUAUUGUAGUCUCAGAUUUAUUGUAUUCAGAAUUAAAGUUGGUGUCAGGUCAAUCAAUACAAAAUAAAUCUGGUUUAACAUGG
Messenger RNA from Carassius auratus (goldfish), 2124 nucleotides. RefSeq lists its product as uncharacterized. Lineage: Eukaryota; Metazoa; Chordata; Actinopteri; Cypriniformes; Cyprinidae. Gene Ontology annotation, biological process: zymogen activation. The transcript is spliced from 8 exons. The record is from RefSeq and is a predicted model, not a curated record. Gene Ontology annotation, cellular component: plasma membrane. Gene Ontology annotation, molecular function: serine-type endopeptidase activity. Bases 81 to 1628 code for a protein of 515 amino acids.